AUGGCGGCUUCCACCUCGCACUUCCGCGGCGCCGGCUUCGACUUUUCGAACAGCGUGCGGAACACGUACCUCGAGCAGAAGGGGAUGCCGCUGCCCAAGGCGACGAGCACGGGUACGACCAUCGUCGGCUGCGUGUUUAGGGACGGUAUCGUCCUCGGCGCCGACACGCGCGCGACCGAGGGCCCCAUCGUCGCCGACAAGAACUGCGAGAAGAUCCACUACAUCGCGGACCACAUACGGUGCUGCGGCGCCGGCACCGCGGCCGACACCGAGUUCACGACGCAGCUCAUCGCGUCCAACAUCCAGCUGCACGCUCUCUCGACCGGGCGCAAGCCGCGGGUCGUGACCGCGAUGACGAUGCUCAAGCAGAUGCUCUUCCGGUACCAAGGGCACGUCGGCGCCGCGCUCGUGCUCGGCGGCGUGGACGCGACGGGCGCGCACCUGUUCACGAUCCACCCGCACGGCUCGACGGACAAGCUGCCGUACGUGACCAUGGGCUCGGGCUCGCUCGCGGCCAUGGCCGUGUUCGAGAGCGGCUGGAAGCCCGAUAUGAGCCGAGAAGAAGCGCUGCACCUCGUCACCGCCGCCAUCUCCGCCGGUAUCUUCAACGACCUCGGCUCGGGCUCGAACGUCGACGCCUGCGUCAUCACCGCGAACAACACGGAGAUGCUGCGCAACUUUGUCAAGCCGAACGAGCGCGAGGCGAAGGAGCGCAGCUACCGCUUCCGGCGCGGGACGACGGCGUGGAAGAAGGAGGAGAUCAAGAAGCUGGUCGUGAGCGAGGAGGUGACGCCGAUCGCGGCGCGGCCGGGCGAGGCGAUGGACACGGAUUGA
Punctularia strigosozonata HHB-11173 SS5 is the source of this 834-nucleotide messenger RNA. RefSeq names its product 20S proteasome subunit. Gene Ontology annotation, molecular function: threonine-type endopeptidase activity. NCBI's taxonomy places the organism in Eukaryota, Fungi, Basidiomycota, Agaricomycetes, Corticiales, Punctulariaceae. Bases 1 to 834 code for a protein of 277 amino acids. The transcript is spliced from 5 exons. The record is from RefSeq and is a predicted model, not a curated record. Gene Ontology annotation, cellular component: proteasome core complex.